CCGCAUGUCAACGCCGACCGGCGAGAAACUAUCCUGUACGGCGGGUGCACGUGAGAUCACCCUCUCUCUUCCCACGUCAUCGACCGUCCGCCAUGCGCUCAGAGCUGGCAAUGCUCCCACCUGACCAGCCCACGGGAACGGCCUACGGGCUUUCUUCGCUCCCAAAGCACCCGCCCUCCUUCCUUUUUCUUCCACAGUAAGAAAGAAAGCAUGUGAUGAGUGAGAUUCGAAGAAGAAGUCGAUAAAGAUCGAAGCUUCCUCAGGUUUCGUAGGAAAAGCGGUUCCUUGAUGGGCGAACGAGUUUGGUUUCAGUUCCUGUGCAACUUUCUUUGAUUGCCAUCGUCAUGUGUGAUCGGUGAUGGGUCCUCAAGCAUCACCCCGUUAUUGGACUUUGAUGGGUCUGAUACUGGCCUUUCUUGAUCUUGGCCUGGCUUACUUCCUGCUCUGUGCAUCGGCCCUGUGGUUCUUCUGGUCCAAGUUUUUGAACCUCUUCGGGCUCUAUGUCCCGUGUCCUUGCAGGGGAGUGCCGGGGUUUGUGGACAGCCGGCUCUGCUGGCACAAGCUGCUUGUUGAAAUCCCCAUGAGAAACAUCCUCGCCGUUCAGGUUUUAGUCAGGAGCAGGUUGCCCUUUAGCUCAAUUUGGUACGAGGAGCAAGGAUGCGGUUUCAAUUUACCGGUGGACAAGACCAAGGGAUCUGAAAAUUGGUUUCUUGAUUCGAGCAGUGAGGCGAGCUUGGGAUUGGAUUCGGGGUUGGUUUUGCGGAGUUUGAGAGAUAGAGGAACUGGGGAUGUUAAAGGAAAAGGAGUUCUUAGUCAGAAGCAGCAAAGGUAUGCAAGGAGAAGAAGAAGAGUGACUCUUGGGAAUGGAAAGUAUUCAUCCUCAUUGAGAAAUUUGGGCUCAUCAAGUGUCACUGAGAGGUCCUCUGUCUGUGGCUUCAAUGAGGGGAUGAGAAGUGAAAUUGGUGAAAGUUUGAGUCCUUUGAUUGGAAUAGAAGGGACUUUUCAGGGAGAUGAAAAGGUCCCAUUCGGCACCGAUAUGGGUGAGAAAAGUUGGCAUAGCUUUGAGCUGAGUGAAUCUAUCAAUGGGGGAAAAAGUGCAUAUACGAACACAUCUUGUGCUGAAAGUUUUAUUGAAGAAACGGCAGAAACUGUCACCGAUGAAUCAAAUAAAGUGAGAAUGUUGGAAAAAGCUCUUGAAGAAGUAAAGGCAGCUUACAAUGCACUGGUCUUGGAACUUGAUCAAGAAAGAUCUGCCGCAGGAACAGCUGCUGAGGAAGCCAUGGCCAUGAUCUCGCGCCUACAAAACGAGAAGGCUUCGAUAGAGAUGGAAGUUAGGCAGAAUCAGAGGAUGGUCGACGAGAAACUAGCAUACGAUGAAGAAGAGAUGAAUAUUCUCAAGGAGAUUCUAGUGAGGAGGGAGAUGGAGAACUUUGUUCUGGAGAAUGAAGUUGAAACCUUGAAGCAGAUGAUGUCUUCCAGUGAUAACAACUCGGAAGGAUGUCCACGAGAUGAAGAUAUUCGAUUGGCAGUGCCACAGGUUGAAAAUGGCGGAAUGAAUGGCGAGAAAGCAGUGGUGAGAAUUGAUAAUUCUUCGAGCUACAGAUCGCAAGAAGACGUGUUUCAAAGCAAGAGCUUAGAAUCUGAUACAUCAACUGAGCUUGAGGUUCUUGAGAAAAAUGGUGAGACACAGAAAUGUUUAUCCUGUGAUUGCGAGGGAUCGAAUAAGUAUGGACAAGAAAGAGAUAACGAAGUACCUCAAGUAGUUUAUGAUGUUCAUGUAGUUGAUGAUGAGACUGAACAACCUGUAAGGAGAACGGACAAAGAUGGCCCAGUAACGGACAUUUCUUUAGAUGUUGAGCUGAUUGGCCAAAGAAGUAGUUUGGAUACGAUCAAUGGUCUUGAGGGACUUGGCUCAAUCCAUGACUCAGGGAGGAGUUUGUUGUCCACUGUGAGUUCUGAAAGGCUUCGGCUUGACAGUGAAGUGGAGUGGCUGAGAGAAAUGCUGCGGAAAGUACAAGAGGAGAAGGAAAAGCUUAAGCUAUCUGCCGAGAACAGAGAUAAGGGGAGGAUCGAGCUUAAGUUACUAGAGGAAAUCAGGGAUCAGCUUCAGGAGAUUCAGAAGCUGGGGAAGCCUCUAAGGCACAGUUCAUUGCCGCCUUCAAUUUCUAAGGCAAACUUGAAGAGAAGCCGCAGUCAAAGCGGGUCUGGGAAUGCCCAAGAGAGUGCUUGAGGAAACAUUGCGGGCUUCUUCGGUUUCCACCUCUGUAUUUUUAUAAUCUUUUGGGGUGUCGUUUAUGCGUGAUUUCUUGCACGUUCUCUGCACAUAGCUUUUGUGUUUUGGUUGAAGAAUAGUUUGCCCAGUUCCCAUCUACUUUGACCCAUUCCAGCAAUCACAUCAUUGGCCUAGGAACAACCGGGCCAGUACUUGCAGCAAUCAAUGGUUAGAUGUUCUGGCAUCGGCCGAGUAGAAUGGGUCUGGGAUAGAAAAUCUCGUGUUCAUGUUGGCUCAAGCAUCUGUUGUACAGUGUAAAUCGUGUGUAAAAUUUGAAGUUCGGAAAUUAAGAUUUUUCCAUAGCUUAGGCAUGUGUUUCUGCGUA
Molecule: messenger RNA, 2597 nt
Organism: Punica granatum (pomegranate)
Lineage: Eukaryota; Viridiplantae; Streptophyta; Magnoliopsida; Myrtales; Lythraceae
Source: RefSeq, a predicted model, not a curated record